CACUAGACUCGAGCAGUUGACCUUAAAACGUCAUCAGACCGAUCACAUUUUACCAAAAUAAAACAAAACUCAACAAAAUACAUACAUAGAUAGCAUGUCAACUCAAGUAGAAGAAUAUUAUAUUGGAGUAGACGUAGGAACAGGUUCAGCAAGAGCUGCAUUGGUUUCAUCUUCAGGUGAAAUCUUGGCUGAAUCAAGUUAUCCUACUACUACUUAUAGAGAUGAAACAAAUCAUGAUAUCUUUGAACAAUCAACUGAUGAAAUUUGGAAUUCGAUUUCAAAAGCAUGUAAAGAUUGUUUAAGAGAAUCAGGUAUAGAUAAAUCAAAAGUAAAAGGAAUCGGAUUUGAUGCAACUUGUUCAUUAGCAGUAUCAGAUAAAUCAGGAAAUCCAAUUUCAAUUCAUUCAAAUCCAUCUACUCAUCCAAGAAAUAUCAUUUUAUGGGCAGAUCAUAGAGCUAAGAAAGAAACCGACUUGAUCAAUUCAACUGGUAUGAAUUUAUUGAAAUAUGUGGGUGGUACGAUGAGUUUAGAAAUGGAAAUUCCUAAAAUCCUUUGGUUAAAGAAUCAUUUGAAAUCUGAAACUUUUAAAAGUUUGAUGUUUUUUGAUUUACCUGAUUUUUUAACUUUUAAAGCUACUGGUUCUUUGGCUCGUAGUAAUUGUUCUUUAGCUUGUAAAUGUUCUUAUGUUCCUCCAGGGGUUGAAGGAAGUGAAGGGUGGAGUUCAGAAUUUUUCAAAAAAAUCGGUUUAUCCGAAAUUGCAGAAAAUGAUUUUGAACAAGUAGGAGGUAUACCAGGAAAAAACGGAUUGAUCUUAACAGCAGGUCAACCAAUCGGACAAGGUUUAAGUCAAAAAGCAGCUGAAGAAUUAGGUUUAUUACCAAAUACACCAGUUGGAUCAGGUGUGAUUGAUGCUUAUGCAGGUUGGAUUGGUACUGUUGCGGCUAAGAUGGAAGGAGAAAAAGAGUCAAGUUUGAAAGACUCGGAAUCUAGACUUUGUGCUAUUGCUGGUACUUCUACUUGUCAUAUCGUUCAAUCUCAUUUACCGGUUUUCGUUCCUGGUGUUUGGGGUCCUUAUUUACAUGCUAUCUUUCCUGGUUAUUGGAUGAAUGAAGGUGGUCAAUCAUCUACAGGUCAAUUACUCGACUUUAUCAUAGACACUCAUCCAGCAGUAGAAAAAUUAAAAUCAUUGGCAAAAGAACAAGGUUUAAAUCAUUUUGUGGUUUUAAAUAAUUUACUCAAAAGUUUAUGUGAAGAGAAAAAAGCUCCAUUUUUGACUUAUCUUACAAAAGAUUAUUAUUUGUACCCUGAUUUACAUGGAAAUCGAUCACCAUUAGCAGAUCCUUCAAUGAAAGGAAUGUUAAUUGGAUUAACCUUGGAUAAAUCUUUAAAUGAUUUAGCUUUAAGAUAUUUAAUUACUUGUGAAGCUAUUGCAUUACAAACCAAACAGAUUAUGGUUGAAAUGAAUCAAAAAGGUCAUCAAAUUCGUUCGAUCUUUAUGUCUGGUGGAUUAGUUAAGAAUCCCAUCUUGAUGGAACUUUUGGCUAAUGUUUGUGAUGUACCAAUCCAAUUACCUGCAUCACAUUCUGCUUCAGUCGUACUAGGAUCAGCUAUGUUAGGCAAAGCAGCUUAUGUAACAACCCAAGAUGAACGAUAUAAAUCAAAUCAAAUCAUUGAUAAUCAAGUUAAAGCUGAAAAAAUGAGCCAUGAAAUGAAAGAUAAACUUUGGGAAAUCAUGGUUGAGAUGUCUAGACCUGGUUCAACUGUUAAACCUAAUCUUGAGGUAAACUCUAAAGAGAAAAAAUUAUUAGAUGUGAAAUUUAAAGUGUUUUUAGAAUGUAUCGAAUUACAAAGAAAAUGGAGAAAGAUGGUAAAUGAAGCUUUAGCUUAAAAUCAAUCAAUCAAGCAAAAAAAUCGGUCUUUACUCUUCUAAAGAAGGCUAUUUAGAUUUUUUCGAUCAUUUUUUUUUCCUUUUUUGCUGAUUUCAACAUCAUUCUAUGGUAACUUGAAAAUAGAGGCUCUUCUCAUACAUCCAAACAUCACCAUAUCUCUUCUUGAUUCUUUUCUCGUUCUCUCUCUCUCAUUAAAUUUUUUUCUUCUUUCUUUUUCUAUUUAAAAUGAAGCAAAUGAAGAAAAAAAAACAGAUGACUAGAAUUUUUUGUUUUGAUUUUUUGAAUGAACAAUGAUCUUUUUAUUGAAAUGUAAAAUAGUUUGUUUUUUUUGCAUCAAGUUUUUUGAAGUUGUAAAUUGCAUUUUAAAUUUUGAAGUUUUUGACUUUUCUGAAAAAUCAAAAAUUGAUUGAAAGAUUAAACCCC
Melampsora larici-populina 98AG31 is the source of this 2312-nucleotide messenger RNA. RefSeq lists its product as uncharacterized. Bases 95 to 1888 code for a protein of 597 amino acids. The transcript is spliced from 9 exons. Lineage: Eukaryota; Fungi; Basidiomycota; Pucciniomycetes; Pucciniales; Melampsoraceae. Gene Ontology annotation, biological process: carbohydrate metabolic process. Gene Ontology annotation, molecular function: kinase activity; phosphotransferase activity, alcohol group as acceptor. The record is from RefSeq and is a predicted model, not a curated record.